AUGGCGACGGCCUGGGCUCCCCCGGGCGCCCCCGAAGCCCCACCCUGCGCCAACCAGAGCUGCGCCCCCCACGACCUGGUCCUGCUGGGCUUCGCGCACGUGCCCAAGCUGCGGCCGCUGCUCGCUGCGCUCUUCCUGGCCGUGUUCCUGCUCUCGCUGCUGGGCAACGCGCUCAUCGUGCUGCUGACCGCCCUGGACCCGGCCCUGCGCGCGCCCAUGUACUUCUUCCUGCGCCACUUGGCCCUGCUGGAGAUCUGCUUCUCGCUGGACAUCGCGCCCCGGCUGCUGGGGACCCUGCUGCGGCCCGGGCGGGGCGUGUCCCCCGCGGGCUGCGCCCUGCAGCUGGUCCUGGUGCUGUCGUGCGUCCCGUCCGAGUGCUUCCUCCUGACCGCCAUGGCCUGGGACCGCUACGGGGCCAUCUGCAGGCCCCUCCGCUUUGCCACCUGCUGGCCGCCACCCACGUCCUACAUUGGGGUCUUGGCCACCGUGCUCCGGAUGCCAUCCGCCGCGGGGCGCCACAAGGCCCUGUUCACAUGCGCCUCCCACCUCAUCGUGGCGGUUCUGUUUUAUGGCACCACGGGGGUCAUCCACUUGCGACCCAAGGCCAGCUACUCCCCAGAGAGCAAGCAGGUGGUGUCCCUGUCCUACACCCUGGUGACCCCCAUGCUCAACCCCCUCAUCUACAGCCUUCGGAACAAGGAGGUGAAGGCUGCCCUGGGGCGGGUGUGUGUUCAGAGAAGACGAACCCAUAUUCCAUGA
Neomonachus schauinslandi (Hawaiian monk seal) is the source of this 759-nucleotide messenger RNA. RefSeq names its product olfactory receptor 10A7-like. The transcript is spliced from 2 exons. Gene Ontology annotation, molecular function: G protein-coupled receptor activity; olfactory receptor activity. NCBI's taxonomy places the organism in Eukaryota, Metazoa, Chordata, Mammalia, Carnivora, Phocidae. Gene Ontology annotation, cellular component: membrane. Gene Ontology annotation, biological process: G protein-coupled receptor signaling pathway. The record is from RefSeq and is a predicted model, not a curated record. Bases 1 to 759 code for a protein of 252 amino acids.